Mesocricetus auratus (golden hamster) is the source of this 1435-nucleotide messenger RNA. RefSeq names its product monoacylglycerol O-acyltransferase 3 (gene Mogat3). The record is from RefSeq and is a predicted model, not a curated record. Gene Ontology annotation, cellular component: endoplasmic reticulum membrane. Gene Ontology annotation, biological process: triglyceride biosynthetic process. Gene Ontology annotation, molecular function: diacylglycerol O-acyltransferase activity. The transcript is spliced from 7 exons. Lineage: Eukaryota; Metazoa; Chordata; Mammalia; Rodentia; Cricetidae. Bases 309 to 1178 code for a protein of 289 amino acids.
AGCCUAGAAAGUUCUGGGGCUCCAGGUCCAACAUCUGAUCAUCCCAGAGGUGAAGUGCUCCCUGUGAGAUCACACCCCCAAAACCUCCACCCUCUGCUUCCGGGGUCCUGGUGACACAAAGGGAGGCCUCUAGGACAGCUGUCCCAAAUCCUCUCUCUCACCAUGAAAACACCUCAGAAGCAGCGGCUUGAAGUGAUAGGCGCUUACCAAUAUGUGCUUACUUUUCUCUUCAUGGGCCUCCUCUGCACCCUCCUGGUCCUCUCCCUCCUCUUUACCCGGCUCUGGUCCUUGUCCCUCCUCUAUUUGGUAUGGCUCUACCUGGACUGGGACACACCCACCCAAGGAGGAAGACCCUGCGAUUGGAUGCGAAAGUGGACGGUUUGGAAACUCCAGAGAGAUUAUUUCCCUAUCAAGGUGCAAGUCCAAACUCUCGAGAGACGCUGCUGAAAACUGCAGAGCUGCCGGCCGACCGGAACUACGUGCUGGGUGCCCACCCCCACGGGAUCAUGGGCACAGGAAUCUUUUGCAAUUUCUCCACUGACAGCAACGCCUUCUCCCAGCUCUUUCCCGGGCUUAGGCCUUGGGUGGCCACGCUGGCAGGACUCUUCUAUUUCCCCAUCUAUCGAGAAUACCUCAUGUUCAAUGGGAUAUGUCCUGUGAGUCGACACAGUCUGGACUUCAUUCUGUCCCAGCCCCAGCUUGGCCAGGCAGUGACCAUCGUGAUCGGGGGUGCCCAGGAAUCCCUGUAUACGGCUCCGGGGGAGCACCGCCUCGAACUGAGGACGCGCAAAGGCUUUGUGCACCUGGCACUAAGGCAUGGGGCCUCCCUCGUGCCUGUGUAUUCCUUUGGGGAGAAUGAUAUCUACAGAAUCAAGUCCUUUGACCAAAACUCCUGGCAGUAUCGGUGCCAACUUGCCUUCAAGAGAAUCAUGGGAUUUUCCCCUUGCAUCUUCUGGGGCCGCAGUCUCUUCUCAGCCAAGUCCUGGGGUCUGGUCCCGUUUGCCCAGCCCAUCACUACUGUGGUGGGCCACCCCAUCCAUGUGCCCCAGUGCCCCACACCCACUGAAGACCAAGUGGACCGUUAUCACCAGCUCUACAUGAAGGCUCUGGAGCAACUGUUUGAAGACCACAAGGAGGCCCAUGGUGUCCCUGCCUCCACCCACCUCACCUUCUGCUAGACCUGAGGCCCCGAGCCGGGGCCUGGAGACUUCCGCCGUGUCACGCUCCACUCCUUCAUAAAUGCCAAUUCUGCAGGCAAAUAUGUCCAGACAGGGCCACCCCCAUCCCACGGUACUCCAGAAUGCCCUCUCUCCCCAAGUCUAGGUCUCUGUCCUGACCCUGAAUCUCUUCCCAGUGAGUCUUGGUUGUUUUUUUGACCUCAGAUAAGUCACUACUCAAUUUGUUUAAGUUUCUUACUAACAUAGUUAAUUACACA